Solanum dulcamara is the source of this 1831-nucleotide messenger RNA. RefSeq names its product protein DETOXIFICATION 18-like. Bases 130 to 1596 code for a protein of 488 amino acids. Lineage: Eukaryota; Viridiplantae; Streptophyta; Magnoliopsida; Solanales; Solanaceae. Gene Ontology annotation, cellular component: membrane. The record is from RefSeq and is a predicted model, not a curated record. The transcript has 7 exons. Gene Ontology annotation, biological process: xenobiotic detoxification by transmembrane export across the plasma membrane. Gene Ontology annotation, molecular function: xenobiotic transmembrane transporter activity; antiporter activity.
CUGCCUGCCUACCAAACUUAACCCUUUAAUGCAUAUAAAGAGAAAUUCUUUAAUAUUUGGGAAGUAAGAAGGAAACAAUUUAAUAAUACUCCUCUAACAUUAGAGUGUGUGUGUGUGUGUGAAAAGAGCAUGGCUAUGGAUGAUAUCUCAAUAUCAAAUGGUCUCAAAAGUCCCAUGUUAUCUCCAACAUUAUUGGACACAAACAAAUGGUGGAUUGUUAUUAUUAAUAAGGUAAUAGAUGUUGAAGAAGCCAAGAAUCAAAUAUUGUUCUCUUUGCCAAUGAUUGUUGUGACUAGUUGUUUCUACUUCAUCAAUCUUGUCUCUGUCAUGUUUGCUGGUCAUCUUGGAAAAUUUGAACUUGCUGCCUCAAAUCUUGCUAAUUCAUGGGCUAUGGUCACUGGUUUAUCUUUCAUGAUUGGCCUAAGUGGUGCACUUGAGACAUUAUGUGGCCAAGGUUAUGGAGCAAAAAUGUACAGAAUGUUGGGAAUGCAUCUUCAAACAUCAUGCACCAUAUCAUUCUUAUUUUCUACAUUAAUUGCUAUCAUCUGGUGGAAUUCUGAUACAAUUCUAAUUUUACUUCAUCAAGAUCCUGACAUAGCAAAAAAAGCAGGGGAGUUCUUGAGGUUCCUAAUUCCUGAAUUGUUAGCAUAUGGCUUUUUACAAAAUAUUUUGAGAUUUCUUCAAGCACAAUCAAUUAUAAUGCCUCUUGUUGUGUGUUCAAUGGGAUGUUUAGUUAUACACGUUGGCAUUACUUAUGGCUUGGUUCAUUGGACAAGUCUUGGUUUUAAUGGAGCACCAUUAGCUGCUUCGAUUUCGAUUUGGAUGUCCGUCCUCUCAUUGGGUGUAUACGUGCUUUUUUCCGAGAGGUUUAGUCAUAUCUGGAGGGAUGGUCUCUCGUUCGAGCCGUUUCAUUAUGUCAUUAUAAACUUGAAGUUGGCAUUGCCCUCUGCUGCCAUGGUGUGUUUGGAGUAUUGGGCUUUUGAGCUUCUUGUGUUAUUAGCUGGUUUGAUGCCAAACUCAGAAACAACUACUUCUCUAAUUGCAAUGAGUGUAAAUACUGAAGCCAUUGCAUACACAAUCUCUUAUGGUUUGAGUGCAGCUGCAAGCACUAGGGUGGCAAAUGAGUUAGGAGCUGGAAAUAUUGAUAAAGCUAAGCAUGCCAUGGUUGUUACUCUCAAGCUAUGUGUUCUUCUUGCUCUUAUAACUGAUUUGGCUCUAUUUUUUGGUCAUAAUGUCUGGGCUGGCCUCUUCAGUGAUAGUACAGAAAUAAUAAACAAUUUUGCCACCAUGACACCUUUGCUCUUAAUCUCCUUUGUAUUCGAUUUCUUUCAAGGAAUUUUAUCAGGGGUGGCUAGGGGAUGUGGAUGGCAGCAUUUGGCUAUGUGCAUCAACUUGGCAACAUUCUAUUUCAUUGGCAUGCCAAUAGCUGGCCUCCUUGCUUUCAAGUUCAACCUACAUGCUCAGGGUUUAUGGAUGGGCUUGAUAUGUGGUCUAGCUUGCCAAGGUUUGGGCUUAUUGCUACUAACAUUAAUGACCAAAUGGGAAAGAGUAGAGGCCUCAACAAAGAGCAAUAUAGAAAAUGAACUUCUAGCUUAACCAUUGAUCCAUGAGAAUUAUUUUUUUAUUGGGCCAUUGGUGGGCUUGUUGGACAUUAUUAGUAAAGGGCUUGGGAAAAUUUCAAAAAUAGUUUUAUUUGUGCUUAGAGUAAUUUUGGUUGGAUUUAUCAGUCAAAGCAGGAGAAUAUAUUUGUGCUUGGAGUAAGUGGACUGAUUAGUUUAUUUGCUGGGGUAAAAUAAUUCAAAGAUAUUGCUAUCAUGUGUGGUAUUGUACA